AAUAUAUAUGAUAUAUGUUAGAAUAUAAUAUAAUAUGAUAAAAAUAAGCUUGUUUAAUUCUUAUGCAUUAAUGUAACAUACAUUUUUCAUAGUUACAUUAACAGGUAAUCAUUGUAAAAGUCAUAAUUUCCAUAUCCAUAUGAACUCUAAAAAUAUCGGUAUCGGAAUAUCAGCCACGGUUCUGCUUCGUAUCGGAUCGAAAUGAAAAACGGUGGUAUCGCACAUCCCUACUACCAGUUGGGUUUUAUGUCAAUGAAAGGCCCCGUAUCUCAGAUGUCAACAUCACUACUGCUCAGUUUUCCUCCUGCAGAGGGCGAGUUGAGCAGGAGUCAACAGAGGGGAGGACCGUACACGAACUAUUCCCACUGAGGAGAGAAGAGGAGAGGAGAGAGGAGAAGCUCUGGGACUCAAUCGCUGGAGAGUUAGCUUAGCUUAGUUUAGCUUAGCUGUGCUUAGCUUGGUUUAGCUUAGCCAGCUAAUCUAAGGCCGGAAAAAUGUUUACUCUCCACUCUUUGCCGAGGAGCAGAGUCGAGGGAUUGUGCCAUGUCCACCCAGCGCCUCGUCGUAUUUGUUGUUGACGUUUCUGAGUCUUGGAGUUAUGAUCUCACGAAGAAAAAGUAAAAACGAGUCGUCGAAACCAGCCGAGGUACACGGGAAAUAUGUGAAGAAGGAAACGUCGCCGCUCCUGAGAAAUCUGAUGCCCUCCUUCAUCCGCCAUGGACCCACUAUUCCCAGACGCACCGAGGUCCCUUUGCCAGACAUGGGGCCCUCUUCCUACCCCGUGGCGCCCAACCGUGAGCCUGCGGUGUCCCGCAGCAAGAGCGUCCUCCGUCCCGCCGUGCAGAGACCUCCGCACGAGGUGGCCCGCAGAGAGAGCCACCGCAUGUCGGCGCCUCCCUACCUGCCUCGCAGUCUCGGAGACCUGUCGCACGAGUACGGGGGCUCGUCGCAGUCCUUCCUCACAGACGUGAGCCCUAUGUCCGAGAACGGAGACGCUGCCCGGUAUUAUUACCCCCCCGAACCUUAUUACGACAACCAGCAACACCAACAACACCAGCAGCAGCAGCAACAGCAGCAGCAGCAGCAGCAACAACAACAACAACAACAACAGCAACAGCAGCAGCAGCAGCAGCAGCCUAGGAGAGUGCCCGAUCGUUUUCCUGAGGACUAUAGAUACUUUGAGCACAAUGAACACAACUUCCAAAGACUUCCUCGACAGCACACUCCUCCAGCUCCAAGCAGACCCCCUUCAGGCAUAGGUCGAAUACAGGCCAAAUCUCUGGGGAACCUCUCCAGUCUAACGGGAGAGGACCUCCCACUUCCGGCCGGCUGGACUGUUGACUGGACCAUCCGUGGCAGGAAGUACUACAUCGACCACAACACUAACACCACACACUGGAGCCACCCUCUGGAGAGGGAAGGGCUCCCUCCGGGUUGGGAGAAGGUGGAGUCCGCCGAGUUCGGGGUCUACUACGUGGAUCACAUCAACAAGCGGGCACAGUAUCGUCAUCCGUGUGCUCCGAGCGUGCCCCGCUAUGAUCAGCCCCCUCCGUUACCGCCCCCCGUCACCUAUCAGCCUCGACCCGCCGAGAGGAACCAGCCGGUGCUCGUGCCAGCGAACCCGUACCACACGGCCGAGAUCCCCGACUGGCUGCAGGUGUACGCCCGAGCCCCACUCAAGUACGACCACAUCUUGAAGUGGGAGCUAUUCCAGCUGGCGGACCUUGACACGUAUCAGGGCAUGCUGAAGCUGCUCUUCAUGAAGGAGCUGGAGCACAUCGUCAAGUCCUACGAGGCCUACCGGCAGGCGCUGCUGUCCGAGGUGGAGUCCCGCAAACAGCGGCAGCAGUGGUACAACCAGCAGCCCAACAAGAACUUCAUGGGGAACAUGUGAUGUGUGUGAUGUGUGUGAUGUGUGUGAUGUGUGUGUGUGUGUGUGUGUGUGAGUGUGUGUGUGUGUGCAGCAGGGACGCCUCGCCGCCACGCCUCUCUGAGGUUUCCACAGUUUGGGAGCGGCCGGAGCUUCCUUUGAAAUCCUUAUUGACUCUUAAUUGCCUCUUUACCAAACACAUCUGUGCCUUCGCUUGAUCCAAAUAUAACAGCCAGGAAGUCAAAACACUCUCGGCCCCUCGUGCCUUCGUGUGACACUCGGUUUGUGAAUGACUGAAAAGACUGAAACACUCGAAUAACGCGCUACACAUGGGGCAGGCUGACUGUUCACGGCCUCCGGCCUGAGAACUGAAUCGCUGUUUGAAUUCCUGUUUUUUUUUUUUUUAAGACUUGGAAGUCAGGAAAAAAAAAAAAGAAAAAAAAAGCAAACAGCUCUGGACAUUUGUGGAUAAACAUCCUGAGAUUGUGCCUUCAUUAAAAUGAAAAGCAGCAUUUUUACAAAGUCUGCUCAUAUACACACCGGCUGCUCUGUUGUUGUUGUUUUUUAUUUUAUUUUUUCCGUUUUUAUUCUACAGAAGAAAACGACAAGCGGCUUCUUCUAAUUUGAAACCUUUUUGCUUUGUAUCACCCUCAUAAACUGAAACCUCAUUAUUUUACACUAAACAGAAUUUUUUUUUUUUUUUUUAAUGUAUACUUUAUAAGACAAUCCACCAAAACAUUAACAGAUAUUUAAUUUUUGAUAUGAAAACGCGUCUUUUAUUUAAAGACGGAUGAAGCAUCACAUUUGAUGCGGCGGUCUGAGCGUCUCUCAGCUCUUGGCAUUAUCAUGGGUCAGGAAUGUUAAUUCUUGUGUGCGUUUAAUGAAACACGAAUAAGCUACUGGAACAGAAGAGACACGUCGCGUUUGCCAAACAAGUGCAAUUCCGUUCCUGCUUGUUUCAUUCAUUUUGGAUUUUUCUCUUGCCUUAUUUUUAUGGAAGUGCAGGUUAAUGGAAGCGUGUUCUACCGAUCACUAAUCAGUCGGCUCCGUAGGAUCCUCAGAAAUGUUUGCACUCAUGGAGACGGUUUGUUAAAUGACCAUAAAUGCCUUAUUAAGUGAAAAAAAAGAGCAAUGAAAUACUUCACACAACACAAAUAAAUGUAAAGUUUUCAUUGGGACCUUUCUGAGCUUCCUCAAAGAGCCAUUGAUUGGGAAACGCUAGAGCAGGCUUUCAAAGAACCUCUUUAAUGAGUCCUUCUCUAUGCAACGAGGUCUCGGUUCAUCGUUUCACGACGGUGUCAUCAAUUUUGUACAUAUCUGAUUUUGUGGAUUGCAAAUACAGGACAUAAGCAAUAAAAUCUGCAGUGACGAAUAAAAAGCGCACUUGUGAAUUUACAGCAUCUGUUUGCAGUUGAAUUUGCAUCUUUUUUUUUUAUCCUCGUUCUGCUUCGUCCUCGGUCGCAUAAGUGACGCCGGCUCAGUUUGAGACGAGAAAAUAAACGUAGAGGAGCAUUUGGCAGCUAAUGAAGAAGGUGGAGACCCAAAUCAGAGCUAAAUGAGAGUGAACCGGAAUCCUAGAGGGUCCAACAACAUCCUCCUGCAUUUAGCAGCUAAAGAAGAUGGUGGAGACCAAAAUCAGGGAAUUGGGAAUCUGAAGCCUCCAGCUUUACACACAUCUUUCAUCUAGCAACAUCAUCUUUGUCCUACAGUUGACUAGUUUCGCUCGGCCACAAUCAUAAUACGGACUCGGUCUGAGGAGGAGACCAAAAUCAGAGCUAAAUGAUACUUCUUGCAUUGAGUUAUUAAAGUAAACGCUAACUUACUUGAGAGUUUUUGUUUCUUAAACCGAUGCAACCAAUAUUUUCUUUAAAAAAUAAAGAUGUUAUCAGCCAAAUUUUCUUCUCCCUUUAGCUUUGCGUAGCUUUACAGCGUCUGAAGCUUAUUCUGCUUCAAACAGGAGACGGACUCAGUUUGAGACGAGCUGGUGAACGUUGAGGAGCAAACAAAGAUGGUGGAGACCCAAAUUAGAGCUUAAAGAGAGCGAACCUGAAGCCCGAAGUCUUUGGUUACACACAUUUCUAGCCUGUGGUGAUUAAGUAAUUUCCACUUUUAAAUUAGCAUUCACAGUAUUUUUUUUUAGAAUAUUUCAAUAAUUUGCAUUAAAAAAAAAAUAGUCUUCCAACUUUAUUAAUUAUGCAAAUUGUAACUUUUAACUGAAGUUUUGACUUGAUUCAUUCAAGAUUUAUUAAAGAGGCUCCAACAAUAUCCUCAUGCAUUUAGCGGCUAAAGAAGAUGGUGGAGACCAAAGUCAGAGCUAAAUGAUACUUUGUCUAUCUAGUUAUUAAACUAAACACCCACUAACUUAGAGUUGUUGCCUUUUAUUAAUACGGAUACAAACAAUAUUUUCUUUAAAAAUAAAGACGUAUCAGCCAAAUUUUCUUCUCCCUUUAACUUUGCAAACGUCUUUCUGCUUAUUCUGCUUCACAUCUAACAGCAAACAGGAGACGGACUCAGUUUGAGACGAGCUGGUGGACGUUGAGGAGCAAACAAAGAUGGUGGAGACCCAAAUCAGAGCUAAAAGAGAGCGAACUGGAAGCUAGAAACAUCCCCCUUUACAAACCUCUCACAUAUAAUCUUUAAAUUAAUUGUAAACUGUUUGGAUUCAUCAGUGAGGGGGUGGGAGUCGUUCAUUCCGAGCAGAUUAGUUUAUGUCUUCAAACAUGUCUGAUAAAACCAAAGUCAAGUCUGGAUUUCAUUAAUUUGGUCCAACUUUAUUAAUCUUUGUAACUGAAAUUUUUGCAAGUGCGUGUGCUGAAACUAAGCAGAGUGGGAAGCUUGACUUUUAUUCAUUUGACCUUUAUCAAAGAGGCUCCCACCGUAUCCGGAGAUGAUUUCAGCGUCGAUGAGCUUUGGGAACAAAUAGUUUUUUGUUUAGUUUUUUUUUUUUCUUUCUCCUAACAGACUUGAAUCUUCCAACACAAUGUAAACAGAUACUACAGUACGUCUCUGACUCAUGAACGGACGCCCAGAAGAACACAGUCGUGAAAAUGAAAACAAAACAAAAAACAAAAAAACACGUAAAACUUGACGUAUCUUAAACCGACGGCUCUCUGUGUGAUGCUGAUUAUACAUUGUGGAAGACUUGAGAAGCCACUCUGCUGCAGUGCCUUUCAAUUUUCAGGCCUUGAGGUCAAACCUCACUAUAAACUUGCUAAAUAUGCAUGACAGUGUUCCUGUAAUGAGGCGAGGAGAGAAAAAAAAAAAAAAAAAAAAAAGUUUGUAUGCUGCAGCUCUUUUUUUUUUUUUUUUUUUUUUUGCCAGGUCACAGCAAAAGUUUGAAUGAGCUCAAAACAAGAAGCGCAGUUAACACACACACACACACACCACUACAAGCCUCUUUUUCUUUUUCUUUUUUAUACAAAUGCAAGCUGUUUUUGGAAAACCGCCUUCAGUGUGUGAAGAUGAUGAAAUAGACGUGGAAUGAGGAUCCUUUCUUUCUUUCUUUUCUUUUUUUUUCGUCGCCACACCUCAUAACACGAAGCUUUGAUUCCUCUACGGCGGCGGCGGCCGCGGGACGGCUACAUUCCUCGGGUUUUUUUUGUUUCGUUUUUUUUUUUUUUUUGCUCGAACAUUCGGCGAGAAACACAACAAAACAUUGGCUCUGACCGACCGACCGAACGAACGAACGCCUCCUGCACAAUGAAUGAAGUCUCUCAAAAGCCAAAACACACACACAUACACACACACAUAUAUAUAUAGCGAGAGAGAGAAUUACAAAACUGCAAGCGGACUAUAAAGUGAGAGAUCAUGUUGUGUAAACUUUGUUGUCCUUUCGCUUCCCGUCCUCCGCUGCCUGCUACUCCUAUGUACACGCCAGCCUGAUGUGAUCCACCAAAAGCAAAUAUACUCAAUAAAUGUGCCCCACUAGAGCGUCCCACUAAGCUUUACAUGUUUAUGGCACUUUCGUCACGACCAUUAAAUUACUUUUUGUUUUUAUAUACCUGGUUUUUAGAGCUUAAAAGAUGACAGACACUAACCAUUUACCAUGCUGAUGAUAACGCUUCAUUACUUGACACACAGUAGAUAUUUUGGCUUUCGUUAGAUAUUGUUCUUUAUAAACGGCACUAAACUUCAACGGAACUGAACGAUCUUCACGAAUGUGUAGGGAGGGAACGGGAGGGGGGGCGGGAUCUCACAUGUUGGGCUAUGCUUU
This is a messenger RNA of Mugil cephalus (flathead mullet), 6083 nucleotides long. It is a transcript of the gene sav1, whose product is annotated as salvador family WW domain containing protein 1. The coding region runs from base 599 to 1894 and encodes 431 amino acids. Gene Ontology annotation, molecular function: protein binding; molecular adaptor activity. NCBI's taxonomy places the organism in Eukaryota, Metazoa, Chordata, Actinopteri, Mugiliformes, Mugilidae. Gene Ontology annotation, biological process: hippo signaling; regulation of cell population proliferation; apoptotic process. The transcript has 5 exons. The record is from RefSeq and is a predicted model, not a curated record.